CGGGGUCUGCGGGCGCCGACGGGGCGGGCGGCGGAGGGCGCCACGUCGGCAGCGGAGGACGGCGCGGGAGUAAAGUCUCCGCCGGGCCGGGUCGCGCCGCGCUCGCUGCGACGCGCGGUGGAUGUGGAACAUCUCUGAGGAAACAGCUGACCUGACGCCUCUUUCACAAAGGAAUAUCUUUGGCACGUACCUUUAGUUGGGAGAGUAAAGAGGAGCCUCCCUUAGGAAACACCGCAGUCGGGUAACCGUGGGCUCUCUUCCAAGGUGGGACGUAAGCGCUUGGAUCUCAUCACACCAAGGAGACACUGAAUUGUAGGCAACAAUGAAUCAAACAGACAAAAGUCAUCAGGAAGUCCCAUCCUACCUCCAUGAUGAACCACCAGAAGGUUCAAUCAAAGACCACCCACAGCAGCAGCCCGGCAUGCUCUCUCGUGUGACUGGUGGCAUCUUCAGUGUGACAAAGGGAGCUGUGGGUGCCACGAUCGGGGGUGUUGCUUGGAUUGGAGGGAAGAGCUUGGAAAUUACCAAAACAGCAGUCACAUCAGUGCCUUCAAUGGGAGUGGGGCUGGUCAAAGGAGGUGUUUCUGCUGUGGCUGGAGGUGUUACAGCAGUAGGAUCUGCUGUUGCAAGCAAAGUGCCUUUAACAGGAAAGAAAAAGGACAAGUCUGACUAAAGCCAAAACAGACAUACUUGAUUUUCUAGAAUAUUACCUUGGUGGCAUUAAAAUCUUCUAAGAUUUGGACCAUGAGAAGCCAUGUGUCUUAGACACUGUCUUCUGAAGAGAAAGCUGAUUUCAUCCAGAAAGGACAGAAGAAGCUUGGCUAGCACAGCAUAUGAAGAUUUGUUACGGCCUAGUUUCAAGCUUUGUACCUGGUGGAAUGUUACACUUGAUAAUUAUAGGAGCGAGUGUGUGUGUCUGAAGGGGUAAUGCAUACUGAAUAAGUCUUCUGCAGUUUUGGACUGAAAUGUGAACUUAGAAACUUAAGUUGAUAAUCUGCCGUGCCAUCAGUUUGAUGAGGUGCCACUUACUGUCCUCAGUGGCUUCUGCACCCUCCUGCUAAGGAUCCUUGAGCUGUGUAAUGGCACCAUGGGAUGUGCCUCAAUAGCUACAGUUAGGAAACAGUACUUGCAGACAGCCUGACAGUUUUCAAUGACUGCACUCUGCCACUGCAGACUGGAAGCAAACAGAUUGGAAAUGAGAGGGAGAUGGGAGGUGAGAAAGUUUGACAGCAUGGUGCAAGGGAUAAUGACACUUAACUUAAUGCCUUACUAGAAAAGAAUCUCGCUUUAUUAGGUGAAGCUUUGUAAAGAGCUCUCCUGUUGUUUCUGUGCAGUUCAUUGAACAAGCUUCAGAGACUGUGGCUCAGAUACCUGAAACUUGCUCAGUUUUUACUGAAUACAAAACUGCUAAAUCUCAGGUGUAUUUAACGAUAGGCAUCUGUCUCCUGCAAGUGGAAACUUGCUUUGAUCAGCUUCUGAGAGACACCAGAAAAUAAUGAUGGCUUAAUGGAAGUGAGCAAGUGGUUUUAGUCAUCUAACACAGCUAUGUAACUUGAAAAAUUGCUUUGUGUAGCUGGAAACCACUGAAGAACCAGCACAGCUGUUGUCUCAACUCCAUGAUGUGCCAGGUUAGCUUCUUGCUCUGUUCAAACGCAAUAAUUUUUUCACUACAUCUUUAUCUCAUACUUAGCGUUUUGAGUAAAAUGCAGUACUUUUAUUUAAACCAAAAAUGGCAUCUGAGCUCCCUUUAAAAAAAAACAAACCAUCUGAGUAAGCUGUUUACUGACAAAUGCCAAACUUUGACACUCCUCCUAUGGGAACAUCUGUAGGUCCUCCGCAGUGUAUGAGGCAAAUUGCACUCCAAGGACACAGCUUGAGGUUGCCUUAAAGUAGAAGCUGCUGGUGAUCUUUUUUUGUAUGUGUGCUGACUUUGCAAAUAAGAAGGCUGUGAACGUUGUAUAUGCAGUAUUUUCUAAAAAGUUGUGUUCCUUCCAAAAACUUCAAAGCUUAUAAGCUUACUUUUCAGGUAGCUGUGGUUGUUCAAGGGUAUAUAGAAACUUAUUAGAAAUUAAAGAAAAAAAAGUAUAUUAUGUGUCUAAAACUUGCUCCUGUAUUCAUGGAUGUUCAAUGUAAACUGUGCACAUGAUGGUAGAGUGGUAACCCUGUCUUUCUGAGCCAUUGGUACUUCAGCUGCAGUCUGGAACAGCUUUACAGGUGAUCAGUAAUGAUUAUGUAUUGCUAGGUUCUCUGACUGGGGCAGUGGGGAGAGCAAAACCCUGCAGGUGGACCUCUGCUCCUUUUCUUAGUUGCACCAGUUGCUUAUCUCUGAACUGCUGGAAGCGUGUCAUGAGGUAAGGUCAAGCAAUAAAUGCAGUCCUUAACUAUUUUUAUAAUCAGAAGGUGACGGAAUGCUGCGUAGUUUGCAGAUCCCAGAUAGCUGCAGGAAUGAGCACCUCAGACACCAGCAGCAGUGGAGCUGCUGCAAAUUAUUGAGCCUGGUGUAGUUUCCAGUGUACCCCAGGGCACUACCAGUGAGCACUGCACGCCAGCUGUUGGGGAGCAUAGCAAGAUUUGUAACACUCAACCCAACCCUUCACUGUUUUCUGAACACUCAAACAUUGAACUUGUCUUACCCCUUUUCUUUUUAUGGCAUUCUUUAGUUUUUAUGCUAUGAAACUUGCUGCAGAACAAGCGUGUUAGGAGAGAUGCAAUGUUAGAACUGUAAAAGGUUGCCAGCGCUUUGGUAUGUUUUGUUCUUCGCAUGUCCUGUAGUUGUUACUUCUGAAUCUUGUAACUGAGAUGCUUUACCAUGGCGUAUGGUUUUAAUCUUUGAGAAAAGCUUUUUCCUGUAUUCUGCGUAUUUUUCAUUCACUUAAGAAGGUCCCUUCUUUAAGAACUUGUUCUGACUGUCCUGACUCUUGUGAAACAUUAAAUUGUUGCUGUUUCAGACGUACUGGAAGUUUCCUUAGUUACUUUGUGGAGAAAGGCAGAUCAGUAAAUGCUUACAUCUGAAUCUUCAUACUGCAUCGGUGGCCCAGGCAAUCUGCACCUAAAUAGCACCAAGCUGCUGUUAACAAAACCCACACUUACUGUGGUGUUGGCCAUGCACAGACGUAAUGCAAAAUCAUCUUCACUGUUUGGUUUUUGCUUUGUUUUUCUCCUGGGAACUGAAGAUUGGUGGUACCCACUUUUAAGAUUGUAGGAAGUUGAAUAGAAUAUCAGACUUUUUUUUUUAACUCUCACUUUCCCAGCCCCAUUUCAAAAGGGGAAAUGUUUAUGAACAUGAUUUGUAUGCAUGACUGCUAGUUUUGCAAAGAAAAACUGGGCCACAGAGUUUGAGAAGGUGGGGGAUCAGCCUGUUCUCCCAGAUAACAGCAAUAGGAUGAGAGGGAAUGGCCUCAAGUCAUGCUGGGGAUGGCUCAGGUUGGAUAUUAGGAACGAUUUCUUCCCAGAAAAAGCAGUGCUGCAGUGACACAGGCUGCCCAGGGAGGUGGUGGAGUCACUGUCCCUGCGGGUGUUCCAGAACUGUGUGGAUGUCAGUGGGCAUGGUGGGGUUGGGCUGAUGGUUGGCCUAGAUGAUCUUAGUGGUCAUUUCCAGUGUUAAUGAUUCUAUGUUCACGAUCGCUAUAACAGCAGAGAUUAAGAAGAGGAUUUCAACACUGUAGCAGUCACUGAGUAAUGUUUUGGUAAUCAAGGGCUCAUCUGAGGUUUUGUUAUUGAAUAUAACUUGGGAAGAGCAGAGAGACAGGCCUCAGGCAUACUUAAGGAUGAAGGGCUGAAUGAGUUUUGGCCAGCAGGUAUAGAAAAGGAGUUUUUAUGCUUUUGUUUUGAAACUUGCAGAAGGGAAAAUGCUUUUGCAAUAACUGGCAGUGACUGUUGAGGAAACAGGAAAAUGACGUAUUUCUUUCAUUGCUACUGGGAGUACUUUACAUGAUGGGAAUAGCAGUAGCAGGAAUUGUAUAACCAGACGCCAGUGGAAAUGCUAAAUUUUUUUAUGGAAAACAUUCUCUUAUGUCUCAGUUUUCUUUUCAUCCUGAAUGACUGCUUGUUUCUGGGGCUCAGCAUUACAGUAGAUGGUGGUAUGAAUACCUCCGAAGAGCUGAAAUGCCCCCUUGUGUCUGAGGGAUGGAGGCUUUUGAAUUGAAAUAUGGUGAUCACAGUAAAAGCUGAGUGCUGGAGGACAGUCAAACAGUGACAAAGGCUAGCUGCUGCAAUCUUUUCAUAUGGCGGUCUCUGCUCCCUCCUAUAAAUCAACUGUGUGUUUCGAAGAGUCAGCCAAGAAAUGGCUUAGUAAGGCAGGAGAACAUCUGUGGUGCCUGGUGGUGGUGUCACUUGAGUUCUGGCUGCCACCACAUGUGCUCUGGCCACAGGGUGCUCACCUCCACGACCUGCUGGCAUCCCGUCACGGCUUUGACCAGAUUUUGCACUAGUUAAUGUGGCACGCUGUGUGGCAUCACCUUGCAGCUCACUUUCUAGAUAAGUAAUUCAGUACCACUGUUCUUCUGUGUUUUAAAGCUCCUCUUCAAGAGAAGGAACCCUGGAUUUGGAUGGCCUGGCGUGGGGCUGUGGUUGGUUUAGCUCUUGAUGCCAAAGCGGAAUCUGUAUAGAACAGCUGCUUAAGCAAGUCUGCCUUUAUUUUUUACGUGUAAUAUUGCUGAUUCUAAUUUUAUUGAGAGGAACUUUAAUGCUUCUACUAUUUUUUAAUUAUUAUUCACAGCCCAUAAGUGAAAAUAAAUAAAAAUCCCCCAAGGAUUUAAACACUAUAGGACAGGUACUAUUUUAAAAGCCAGCACUUGUCAACAAUUACAGUGAUACAUGAGAAACCGUCACCCAUAUACUUAGAAACUAUGGCAGCUAUUUGCAAAUCUGGUGGUCACUUUAAAUCACCAGUGUGCUCAGACUCUAGUUCUGUUACACCCAUACAAAAAUGGGACUUUUCCCUUUCUCUUUUAGUCAUGUGAGACUCGUCUAAGUCACUCUGUAACCUUUUCUCUCCCCAUGCCUUGCUAGAAAAGAAGAAAUGAACAACCAUGUAACAGCAAUAAAUGUAUUUCCUUCUGCCCCCCAUCCUUUUGCAAAAGGAGUCAGUUUCUAUAGUCAUGGAAAUUUCAAGGAGGUUGUCUUAUAGUUUCUUUGCGUUAUGGUUUGUAAAUGAACACACUAGGGUAUUACCAUAGCAGCUGCUAAAUACAAAUGCUGUAUUCUGCCUGUUUUCAGACUAUGCUGUAGCUGGGUCCUGCCACCCACAAGUCACAUCUGCUUCAAUUCUUCAAUUCAGGAUGCAGGAGCUGUAGCCACUUCCUGCAGCAGAAAGGAAUGGAACUCGAUAUACAUCUCCAAAGGCAGUGGACCAGUGGGUGGAUUCAUAUUACUGGCAAAAUAAUCCUCCUUUUCUUUCUCAGAUAAAGAUUAAGCUAAGCACUACCACAGACAGUGCAGAGAUGGAG
Lagopus muta (rock ptarmigan) is the source of this 5447-nucleotide messenger RNA. It is a transcript of the gene TMEM263, whose product is annotated as transmembrane protein 263. Lineage: Eukaryota; Metazoa; Chordata; Aves; Galliformes; Phasianidae. The coding region runs from base 323 to 673 and encodes 116 amino acids. The transcript is spliced from 5 exons. The record is from RefSeq and is a predicted model, not a curated record.